CGUCAUUUUUAAAUAGCCCAGCCGAAUGCGUACACGUAUUUGAAUUCUCGAAAGACGUGCUUGACGGUUCAGCGACAUUCCUGUUGCCACGCGUUUCUGCCGUUGUGAUUCUUUCAUCGUCUUGCGGAUACAUGUAACGGAAGCUUCCUCGUGGCACAUAACCUAAGAAUAUGGAGGAAACGUAUUUAGACGACGGGCCUGCCGAAAAUUUCGAAAGAGCCACCCUCGAAAUCGCCAACACUGACAUCAAAUCAACGACGGAGAGCAGCGAUGACACGUCAAAGCGGAAUUCCAGUUCGAAAAACAUGUGUAACGUGCCUUUCCGGCACAUAGACGUUCACACGUUCUUCACCGACAGAAACGAGGUCGUAGAGAGAGCGAUAAACGAUUGCACGGAGAACCUGAUAAAGGAACACAAUGACGAACUUGUUGGAAGUUGGCUGUUGACCGAAAUAAGUUUGUGGGAUACAGAGAAAGAAAGACUCGUCUUGUUGGCAACGAAUGCUCUUUAUUCUGUAAAGUAUGACUUUAUCUCCUUAAAGAUACUUGAUUUUAAUCGAGUGCCCAUAUCACUGCUCGAUACAGUAAUUACAGGUGAUUUGAUUUAUCCAACUGCAUCCCUUGCUCCACGAUUAAGCGGAUUAGCAGAAGGCGUGUCGUCUAUGAUUCAAUGUGCAGUGCGUCAAGAGUGGUCGUCUGUUGCAGGUUGCUCUGGUCUUACUCAAUUCGAGCCUAGGAAGCGACACAUGCCUGGAAUGAGACUCAUGUGGAAUAGAGGACAACCCUUGCCUUUGAUAAAAAAGUGGAAUCCGUUCGCGAAAGACAUACCGUGGCUCACGUACGCUAGUCAUCCUUUGUUUUGGUAUAAAGGAACUGAAGUUGUGAAAACGAGGUUCGACAUAGACGCUUUUCAGACUACGCUCAAAAGUUUACUACCCCGGGGAUGCACCGUCAUCACUAUGCCAAUAAUCGUAGAGAAUUAUUGCGGAGUCGGUGCCUUAGUGCACAACAGGAACGGCUUAGGUUUCUUUAAGAUACGCGGCAAAGUCAGUUUCUAAUCUCGUCGAUCACGUUGUAGGAUCGCGUUGUAGUGUUACGUACAGGUAUUUUCUCUGAGCUUUAUAUUUUUCUCUCGUUUGAGAAUUCUUCUCUUGUAACAUCUAUGUUACAAUGUUUGCGAUCUGACACUUGUAAGAUACUUACUAAGGACUAGCAAUUGAUAUUGCAAUACAAUCACUUCUAUGAUAGACUAUAUUUAGGAUAAGAUACAGGAUUUUAAAAGAUCGUAUGCAGGCAUGUAUACAAAGUUUUCGAAACUACAGUAAAUCUCCGUAUAAACGCGACGGAUAUUCCACGUUAUACGAAUUCGUAUUAUUUAUUAUACGAACUUCAAACGUUCAACAAUUUUACGUUAAGAAUAAGUUUUGCAUUUGAAUUUUGCUAAAAAAAAAUUCACACGACUUUUCGAUCAAUUCAAUGUGUAUAGAAGCCUGCAAAUCAUUUAUCUUAACUAUAUAUCAUGCGAAUUAGUUGUAUUUAGUUAUUUAACGCGUUACACGGGGCCGAUUUACUGCAUUAUUAGGCAUUGGCGCAAUUUUUCAUGUUAUACAAAUCUGUGUUAUACGAGAUCGCGUUAUACAGAGGUCUACUGUAUUUUAACUUAAUUUCGUAAGAAACAGUAAAGCCUAUUAGUGAUAAUUUUCAUUAACUAAUCAUAUUUUCUGCAAUUUUUAAACAUAAGAAUUACAUAUUUAUCUAUAAUUGUCAAUUAUUUUGUUUAUAAAUAUGUUUGACACAACACUUGCAUUAUAUGGAAGUUUGUACUUGUAAAUUAUAUAUACAUUGCACUAUGUGCCAGAUUUUCAAUAUAUUUUAAGAGAAAGCAUUUUAAGAUGUUCAUUUUGAAAUUUGUAAGAUUUUUAAAAAAAUGUUUCAUUAUAUAAGAAUCAAAUACCAUCACUUGGUACCUGGAUUACUAUGCAAGAAACUUUAUAAAUAGAAAUAAAUAGUAUCUAUUGUAAACUUUUAUCAUAGAGAAAUGUAAUGUACAUGAAAUGUAUACAUGGUACAGUAUGUCUACUUCGGAAUUAAAAAUAAAUCAGAAAUCUUGAAUCUUUAUAAUUUUAGGUUCAAUGAGAUAUCUUCUAAUAUCUCGCAGUCAGGUAUCUUGAGCAAUUCAUAUUUCGGAAAUAUCCUAUCCUAAAAAAAGAAAAUGCUUAAAGAUGUCUCCUUGUCACUGACUUUUAUCAAUAUAUUGUAUUAAUAUUUAAUCGUAUUGUAUUAAUAUUUAGAAAAUUGAAAUACUUGAUGUUACUAAAUUUUUUAUAUAUUCAUUAUUAUAUAUACAUAUGUAUAUUGUACGAUAGCGAGCGCAGAAGAAAAGUUUUGCGGCCUAUAAAGAUCGAAGGAAAGUAACCGAUCAUGUUAUCCUACGAAAGUUCACUUACGCACACUGCACGUGUAAAGUGUAUGUAUAUGUAUACAUUUAUCAGCUGACUGUGUUUAUUCCUAUAUCUACUUCCAGAUUACGUAGGUGAGGUUAGGUAGGGUUAGGUAUUCGAAGCAACAGAUAGGUGGCUUGUUUGUACCACCUGUUGAUUGAGCACAGUUGCGCGAAUGUCAUGAUCACCAUAUGUGCACCAUAUGUAACCUAAUAUUUAGAUUAAUAUUUAUUUUGUUACCGCAUUUCUCCGCUGAGUGAGGAGAUCGUCGCACCUUCACACGCAGAGGUAUUAUCACGCAAUUGUAAAUGUAUAUAUACUCUGGAAUAUAUUAUACUAUUUUAUUG
Molecule: messenger RNA, 2788 nt
Organism: Ooceraea biroi (clonal raider ant)
Lineage: Eukaryota; Metazoa; Arthropoda; Insecta; Hymenoptera; Formicidae
Product: tumor protein p63-regulated gene 1 protein
Cellular component (GO): cytoplasm
Source: RefSeq, a predicted model, not a curated record